AUGGAGUUUCCAAGAGGGUUUGGAGUUCUCUUGUUGCUUGUCGCCGCAGUCACGUUGAUGAUCAGCCCAUGUUUGGUUGAUGGGCUGCGUAAUGUUAGCUCGAGCGAGGAGAUUUCUGGUCAAUACAACAAUGUUGUUGAGCAUGCGCAAGAAAGAAACACAAGCAACUCGUAUGGAGAAGUUCUCAUGAAAGAUCAUGGUAAUAAUGGCGGAAAAGGUGGUGGAGGUGGCGGUAGUGGGGGAGGUGGUGGAAGCGGUGGUAGCGGAGGGGGAAGUGGGGGAGGUGGCGGAGGCGGUGGUAGUGGAGGAGGAAGUGGUGGAAGUGGAGGAAAAGAUAAAGGUAAAAGUAAAGGGCACAAAAAGAGAAAAGGAGGGAAUGGAAGUGGAAGGGGAAACGGUAGUGGUGGCGGCGGUGGUGGUGGUGGAAGCCAGGGAGGAGGAGGUGGUGGUAGUGGCGGAGGAGGAGGAGGUGGUGGUGGGGGAGGAAAUGGUGGUCAUGGAUGGGGAGGAGGAAGUGGAAGUGGAGUUGGUGGGGGAGGAGGAGGUGGAGGAAAUGAUGGUGGAGGCGGAGGAGGAGGAGGUGGUGGUGGCGGAGGAGGAGGAGGUGGUGGCCAAGGCGGUGGUUGGGGAUGGGGAGGAGGAGGCAGUGGCGGAGGUGGAAGCCACGGUGGAUACUGUUGGGGCCCUGAAUGCGGCAUGCAGAGAGAGCCAAGAAAAAUUAAAGCUUCCAAACCAUGA
This is a messenger RNA of Carica papaya (papaya), 738 nucleotides long. Lineage: Eukaryota; Viridiplantae; Streptophyta; Magnoliopsida; Brassicales; Caricaceae. The record is from RefSeq and is a predicted model, not a curated record.